This is a messenger RNA of Gongylonema pulchrum, 195 nucleotides long. Lineage: Eukaryota; Metazoa; Nematoda; Chromadorea; Rhabditida; Gongylonematidae. The record is from the annotation of a GenBank genome assembly.
AUGGGUAAUAAGCAAAGUUCGAGUUAUUCGGACAAUUCAGCAGGGCCUGAAAAGUUUGAUCCGGAUCGAAAGCCGAGCAGCCGGAAAAAUUUACUGUGCAAUUUGCUUCGAAAUGUGCGCUGGAUCAGUGCGCUUUUUGCUAGAGCAACUCCAGCCGUUCUCGAGCAUGCAAAAUUUUUGCGUAAAAAAAAUUAG